Molecule: messenger RNA, 2118 nt
Organism: Paramacrobiotus metropolitanus
Lineage: Eukaryota; Metazoa; Tardigrada; Eutardigrada; Parachela; Macrobiotidae
Exons: 4
Coding region: 823-1500 (225 amino acids)
Molecular function (GO): zinc ion binding; DNA binding
Source: RefSeq, a predicted model, not a curated record
AAGUCAUACGCACUGUAACGCACUGCGUCAGCAGUGGCACUGCAGAACGUGCCUGUAUUUGUGGUGAUACGCCGUACGACUGAACAUUUAAUUGGAAAACUGGGGCUCAUCUGUCGCGGUAUGGCCAUCACACAGCGGCUGCGUGGUCCACGUUUGACUUGCUACUUUGUCUUGUGAUCCAUCUGGGUUGGUUCUGUAAAAGGCCCAGCGUAAUAACAGUGCUGUGUUAUCGCGACUGUUCUGCGCGCAGAUCAUGUUUGCGUAUUUGUUCGAUAGAGACACGGCGGACGAACGAAAGCGCUAAUCGUUUAUAGACAUCGUGGCGUGUACGGUUUACAUACACUUUUCAUGGCAUGUGUGCAGCAUUCUAAUCUAGUUUCGAAUUUUUAUUCGAGCCCGAGUGCUUAACAGGCUUGCUUUGAUUUUCGUACUACCCGGGUAGCGAGGGAACUAUUAAUCGGAUUCUUGGAGUGUUUUCAGUGCGACGUAUGGAAUAGAAUUGUGAUUUGUGUGUGAGUCGGGAAAUUUCGGCAUGAGUGUGCGAUAGUUAAUCCAGUUCGAUAUUUAUUUUUAACUGCCCUUGAAAGAAGGAAGUUUUGAUUGGGAUUAUUUGGCUGAUUUCUGCAAAACUACUGACAGGGACGUGAUUCCUGGAAGGUUUUUUCUUUCAUCGUACUUCGAUUUGUGGUCAAUUGGGUGUUAGUCUCGUCAGUGUGUGUGGAGGACUCGGCGCCGUCGACGUCAGACUCUGGUCUACCCUCUCUUUCUCUCUGUCUGCGUCUUUCUCCCCCUUGCCCUCAGCGGAUCGAUCCGAUCUAUAGAAUGGAACAGCAGACCAAUUCGAACACCAAUCAGCCUACCUUGUGUCGUUCGGGAUGCGGUUUCUAUGGCAGUUCCUCCAUGGACGGCAUGUGCUCCAAAUGCUACAAGGAUGCCCUGAACCGCAAGAUGCAGCCGCCACCCAGCAGCAGCUCCCCGGCGGUGAACAUCAGCAGUCCCUCCCCGGCCUCCAUGGCCUCAUCCGGGACCGCGUCCACCAACAGUUCGUUCCUUGAUCUCUCCACAUCGCCCAUUGGUAUCGCGGGGGGCGGUGGUGUGGCCAGCCCCUUCUCAUCCAGUGUGCCAACCCAUCUCACUGCUCAUUUGCCUCAUCCUUCCAGUAGCAUUAAUCUACCACAUAUUGCCACUGCAUCCGGAUCAGGCGCUUCCCUAUCGUCUGAUUAUGCCCUUUCAAAUUCCCCCUCCUCCACCAGCCUUCCGGGCAGUUUCACGGACCCCACCUCGCCCAUGAGCGAAGCGGCCAAGAAGAAGAACCGUUGUGCCGAAUGUAAUAAGAAGGUCGGAUUGACAGGUUUCGAAUGCCGCUGCGGUGGGACCUUCUGCCCCGUGCACCGCUACUCCGACAUGCACAAAUGCAGCUUUGAUUACAAGCAGAUGGGUGCGGAUGAGAUCAGAAAGAAUAAUCCGGCGGUCCGUGGGGAGAAAGUGCAGAAAUUAUAAAAGAAGCGCAAAAACGAGAGAAAGGGAGAUUAUUUUGAUUAUAUCGCGGGCGCGCACGCGGGUGUUGCUUGGCCGACAGUGUUUUUUUCAUUUUUAACGAUUUAGUUGUUCUGCGCUGUGGAAACCUUCACUUCGGAAUAACGGACAGCCAUAUUAGUUGGUGGGGACAGACAACCGUGGGGAAGAAACGGGGUUGGAACCAGGCGCGCGGACACACCCAGCCUGAACGGGAAACUUGCGUUUGCUUUGAUAUGUUGUGCAUAGUUGGAGCUCUUUUCGGGGGGAUAUUCUUUGUGUCUCCAUUUUGGCGUAACGGUGUGACUGUUUCGGGACGGACAGAUAUUGGCGGAUGUUUGGCUACGCCGUUAUUUCUGUUUCUGUCCGAUUCUGUCGUGGCUUGUCUGCGGGUGGAAGUUCGAGGGUUUUCAUAUCUCUGUGUUUUCAUUGUAAAUUGACCUUUAUCUUUCGAUGAUGAAAUGUAGUCGGUUGGAAUGAUUCGUGUUACCUGCUUUUGGUUCUUCUUCCUUUUCCCAUGUGUUUGUCCGCGUCUGUUGUCGGCGGAGCGGAUGCUGGCUUAUCAUUUUGACCUGCGUUGGAAUUAAAAUUUGUUUUGUUCUA